UAGUGACUCUACGUCUCUCGCUAUGUAAUCAACGCCGAGCCCUUGUCGCACUGCAGUUACAUCACUGAUGUGACAAUGUCGCCGCCGAUCCGCGAAGAUGCCUUGCGCACCCGCUCGCGACUAAACCUGGAGUCCGUUGACCCCUCUACCAUAUAAAUCGUCUGCAAACUCGCCGGUUGAACAAAAAACGCGAGCCGGUUCCGCGAUUUAGUAUUUUCUUUUCAAGGGGAUGAUACAGGGCGGGGUGUCAUGUCAAUUCGGUAACAUAUCGCGAGGCUGGAUCUCGAGCAUAAAGGACGAGGUCGUGUAAUUAAUAAAAAAAGAUCGCGCAUUAUUUACAGGAAAAGGAAUUGUUAUGAAUAAGCAAGGAUUAAAAAAUCUGGUGUAAAGUGAGGGGUGACAAUUACGGUAAUUGUGCUUGUUCCGUGAGGUGUAUGUUUUGGGCCAGUGCUGAUGUUUUAAUUGUUUUAAUUGUGAGUUGGUCGGUAAUAAAAAUCAAGGGGUGGGUGAUGUCUUAAUCCUUUUGCCAACCUCUUGAGAUCGAUUGACUCUUUUCUGAGGUAAGGUACCAGCAAAGAAGAAAUGAAAUCCUAGAGCUUUCAAUUUUUAAACAAUUACAAGACUCGCGAUUUAUUUUUUGAGUUAAAUCAACAGUUUCUGGAGACUUUUAUUCAUGAGAGGGAGAUAUUGCAUUUGAAUGGAGUGAUGAGUGCAACCCCCGACCGGGGUUUUGUGCCCCACCGUCAGAGGCACCGGCACUACCGGCAUGAGAGACGGUACCAGGAAGAGCCAAUAGUUCAAGAGAAUUCAGAAGAGAAGAGGCCCAAGGUCAAUCCGAUCUUCCUCUGGGCAUCGCAACACGAUCAGAAAAUCGUGGAGGUGCGAUGCGAAGACUAUGAUAAACGGAAUCGUAUAAAGCUGACUAAGACUGCGCAGGGAUGGCGUUCGAUACCCAGGACAGCAUCCAAUACCUACCCGGUUUUGCUUAAUUCUGGAGUGCUGAUGGAAAUAGAAUCGAAAGACACCUCCGAAAAAGAAAAUGGGCUUAAGGAAGAUGAACAACUCAGCAGGUUGGCGAAUGGUGACUUGGAGGAGUUUAGCAUAAAGGAAAGGGUUAAUGGUGCCUGGAUAUCCAGUGACGUGGAGAAAGAGAGAAGAAGAGGGGAUGAAAUCAGAAAAAGGGAUGAAGUUAGAAAAACAGAAAUUAGAAAACCAGAUGAGUUCGGAAAGAGAGAUGGAAAUAUUAAAGAAGAUAAACUUUCAGAGAGAAAUAAGAUUAGGAUUAGGGAUGAUUACAGAAAGAGGAAGAGGGACGAAGAAGUUCUGGAGUAUGUAUCUCUCAGUGAUGAAAUUAAGGGAUGGAAGUCAGGAAAGAGGAGAAACGAUUACCGGAGGCAAAAAAGAAAAAGAACGAUUUUGGAGGCGCAAUAUGAGGAAAGAAAUGAUGAUCCGGUUGAAGUAGAGAAGGAUGAACUUGAGGAAACCAGCAGAAAAAAACAAAGAUGCAUCGAUCUUAAUGCGAUGGGGAAAAAUCGAUUGAUGCAGCCUCGAGUGGUUUUGGAACAACUGCAGUUGAGGGAUAAUGAAGAGGGUAAUGUAUCAAGAAACGAUGAUAAUCAAUGUUUUGAUAAGACAGCCAUUGGCGAAGGUGUGGAGACCUACAAUUAUAUUGAAGAUGUUGAAGAUGAUGAGGAAGAUGAAGAAAUAGUAAGAAUAGAACAUGAUGAAAGAGCUGAGAGCCAGGAUGCAGUAGGUGAAAUAGAAAAAGAAACAGCAUCCAAAGAAAAUGUAGUAGAAGAUCAAGCAGAAGAAGAAUCACAACACAAAGAAAAGGAACAUGAAAUGCACCACGAUGAUACCAGAGAUAAUGAAAACACUGAAUGCCAGAUCCAAACCUUGGAGCACUCAAGGGAGGAAGAUUUUCAAGACAUUCUACAAAUGUUGGACUCCACUUCCUUCUCGAGUUCAAAACUGCUUUCAAGUCUGAAGUCAGUAAAACUGUUGGAGGAGUUAGAAUUAUCCCUCACAGGUAUAGAAGAUGACGUGGUUGACAAGGCAAGAGAUCAAGUGGAGCUUCAGACAGCAGAACCGACGACAGGGAACGAUCACUUUGAAAAUAGAACAGCAUAUUUCGUUGCGGAGAAUAACAAUAUUAUUAGUAAUAAUAACCUUCUGAAUAAAAAUAAAACGAAAAAUAGCAACCUAAAUAAAAAUAAUAAUCUUUUAAAUAACAUUCUCGAGGUGCAUCAGGAUAAUCUACAAUUCAAGAAGAUAAUUGACGAAGUAGAAACAGGAGACCUAACAGUGACACAAAAUUCAUCUGCUUUGAGAAAGGAUGAAGAUAAUACCUUGAAGGAUCCUGAAACAGACAGUUCUAGAAUUCUGAAGGCUCUGAGGAACACUCCAGGAUUAUCUGUCUCAAUAGCGACAAAAUCGUCCAGUCCGAAGUCUCGAAAGAAGCCCUCGCCAGGUGGAAGUAGAUCUCCUGACUCGCAGAUGGAGUUUAGAGAGAAAAUACCAGCACCAGAUAUUGCCGAUGUAAGUCACUUCAGAGGACUCUCAAUAGCGAUACCUAGCUCGCAACACCGUACAAAACCUGAUCUCUUGCCCAUCAGACCAAUUGCAUCAGUAAGGAGCCGGAUCGAGUCCCCUGAAAGUACAGUUUCUUUCCCAAGGCUAGAAAGACAGCCUACUGCAUCACAUCGUGUAAACGAUGAAGAUGAUUGCGACUCCCAGGUAGUGGAAGAUAUGAGGAAGCAAAAGGAAGACUUUCUCCGUAUUUCAGAACAGCUUAAACGGUUUCAUGAGGAAGUGGAAGCUCCACUUCGUAAGUUGCAAAGGAACCAGAAUCCUUUAUUGCAGGUAGUGUCUAGUAGAAGCAAUGAGGCUCAAGCUAAGAACGGAAGAGAUGAAUCAGGAUUCAGGAUCCAAGAUUUAGUGGAGGAUUCUAAGUCUCAUAGGAGCAGUGCAGUUUCACCCCAACCGAGUGGAAUACCUUGCUCCCCCACAUCUAGGAGAUCUUCAUCAGCCUACCUCGAGAGACUUUUACCCAGUCCUCCAUGUUCGGUCUCUUGUUCAGAGGAUGCUAAAAAUGAUCUGACUCUGAAGGGAAUUCUUUCUUCACCCAAUAGUCUGGACUCUAGAGAAUGCGAGAAAACUAGAGACCAACUAGAGUCCCUAGCGGCUCCCAGUGAUAGUCAACGCCAGGAACCAAAUCCGGAGGCAUGGGUAGCACCUUCCCGAGAAGUGGACUAUGGGAUUCCAGAGCUCCGUAUGCCUGAAUUUCAGAUGACAGAUGUGCAAAGGCUACAUCAAAAGCAGAUUAGUGGCAAAUCCCUUUUCAAUGAGGCACAGAAUGGCUUUAUGUUAGCCCAGCAGAGAGCGAUGUACUUCUCGGACAAGCAAAUAAAGGGACCUAAGCUGCCCUCUAGUGUAGAUCAUCGGGACCAUCAGGAACCUCUCAUAGUUGAAUCCUCAAACAUACCAGAAAUGCCUCUUAGUCCAGCGAGUCAGCUUAGGGAACUUCUGAAAACAUCGGGACAUCUGAUUCCUGAUCCUCUUCUUGUGCCAAGACAUUGUCUCCCUGGAUUGGCUGCAGCGCCUUGUAUUGAGAUACCUAAACUGUUGACCUCUCGGCCAGAACUGAGGCUACCAGAGGCUCUUAAUAAGCCCGAACUUCUCCGUGAUCCAAAUCUUUUAGUAAUAUCUUUAGCUCACCUUCAAUAUGUUCUAGAUCAGGGACAGGACCCGUUUGGUAAAAAUAAACUAAGGCAAGUGUGUGAUGCUGGGAAAAAUCCGAACAAUGUUAAUAAUGUGAAUGGAAGUAGUAAAACUAAACCAAAACUUAGUUGCAAACCAAUUGGUAAACUGAUGCCGGCUCCUAUGGAUCUUUCAAGAAACCGAAAAAAUAGUUCCUACCCACCCUUGCUCAGGGUUCGAAGUGGAUUGCUGAAGCAAGAAUCUGAAGUCAGUUCAACUGGAAGCAACCUUGAGGAACAUCAUCUUUGGCAUCCGUUGUUUAGUAGUCAGAAGAAGUCGCAGCAGCAGCAAAAUUAUCACGCAACUUGGCACACCACGUUGGCGUCCUGACCGUUGUGAUUUUGACCCGGAUCUUUUGACUCCGACCUUGCUAGUAACUUCUACAACCUGACGAUUCCCGCCGACCAAGAAAACAGCUUUAAAUCUGCACCACUAAGAAGAUAACCACCACUUUCAAUUAAAUAACAGUGAAUCGAUACAAAAAACCCUCGCAUAAAAAUCUAAAAUAUGUAUGUAAUUUUGCAUUAGCAAACUUGCAAAUGUUCUGUGAAGGAGGAAGAAGUAUUGGUUAUUUCCGAUUCCUAUAGGGAAAAUAGCGUAAAUUUUCCAUUUAAAAAAACCUUUGUUUUAUUCAAUUAAACAUUUGUUUCAUUUAAAAUUCUAGUUUGAGUUAAUAAGUAUGCAUUAAUGCGAAAAAUUUAUUUAUUUAAAUGACUAAACAUUUUGAGAACAAAAAAUUUAUUUUAUUCAAUCCAAAUUUAUACUAUUUUAUUUAAUGUUAUUAUGAAAAUAAAACCAAAUAUAGUUAGGCUGCGUCUAGUCCUUCCAAACAAUUGCCGGAGCAAGCUGGAAAAGGGGAUAAACUAGACGUUCUGAAAAUUCGGAACGACUAACUAAACUCAUGAAAAAUGUGUGACUACUCAUCAAGAAUUUCGGGACGAGACACAUUGAUGCAGUAAACCAUUUUUAAAAAAAUGUUGAAAUGAAUAAAUCAAAGUUUUUUUUUAGUUUCGACGGAGUUUCUUAACAGCUAAAGCACAGCUACUCGAGAAUUAUAAGUAGUAUGCAAUAUUAAAACUAUCGAUUCUUGACAUGUUAUAGAAACGUAUUGUUUCAAUCAUUACGUGUGGAAAUUAUGUGUCGUGUGGCAUUAUACAGAGCAGAUGUAGCUUAUUCUGUUUUUCUUAAUUUAUUCAGAGAACGUCUAUAGACGGCACAUUAUAUCGACUGAGUCUUUCUCAAAAGACAUAUAGCUACUGUAAUCUAUAUACUGUCAGCGUCUAAGAAGUUACGAGGCAUUCUGUCGUUCAAAAAUAUAAUUCCAUACUUGAAAUUUAUCAAAAAUAAGAAAAUAUUGUUAUACUAUAAGGUCGUUUCCAAACCAGUAAGAGUUUAAGAAAUAUUUUUAUCUCAUGUUCAUGCAUUUGAAACCUAUUUCCACAAACUAAAGGCGAAUCCUUUUUCUACUUUAGGGAGAAAGGAAUUUGUAUUGAAAUAUUUCUUUGAGUACUCUGAUUGGUUUUGGAAUUACCUUAAGUGUAUACAAAAUAAUUUUUUACAAAUCUAAAGAGUUUUUAAUCAGUAUAUUAUAUGAGAUUUAUUUGGAGCUUAAGCAAAAAAUGUAAUUUUGACUGGCCAACAGUAAAUGGAAAAAAUAGGAUAAAAUCAUUAAAUACUUUAAGAAAUUAACUACAAAUUAGUUUAUGGAAAGCAGUUUUUAAUUUGUAAAUAUAUGUUAAGAAAUUAUAAAUGAUUUCAUAUGAAUUACAUGUGAAUUUCGGAUUCCGUAUAAAAUUCUAGAAGAUUCAUAUACUUCUAAAUGAAUCAAACGUGAAUUCUGAAUUUCGCAUAAAUUGUAGUUAGUUAGAGGGUUCUGUAUCAAUUCUAAAGAAUUCAAGUGAUUUCAAAGGAAUAAAACAUGAAUUCUAGAAUCCGUAUAAAUUCUGUAAAAUGCAAGUGAUUUUAUUUAAAUUGUAGUGAAUUCAUGUGAUCCCUAUACUUUCUAAAAGAUUUACGCGAUUUCAAAUGGAUUAAAAUGUAAAUUGCUUGAUUCUGCAUUAAUUCUAUAGAAUUCAAGUAGUUUAAAAUGAAUUCUAAAAUUCUCAAUUUGGAUUUAACGAAUUUCAAGUAAGUUCACAUAAAUUUAAAUAUGCUCCAGGUGAAUUCAUGUGAAUUACCUUUUAUACCCAAAUUCCAUAAGGAUUCUUUAUCAAUUUUUUCUGAAGUUCACAAAAAUGCUUUCCUUGAAAAUUCGAUGGAGAUUUAAGCGAAAUUUAGUCGAAAUUCUAUUUAGUUUGAAUAAUUUGUCAUUUCAGAAAAUGACUGCUUUCGAUAAAUCAGUAAACUAGUUCGUGUAUGAUGAGUUAAAAUUGUAAUUUUUAUUUAACAUUUUAAUUACAAUUUAUACAAAAAAAAAUAAAUUGAGCGGUUGGCUGCAAUAACGGUAUCCUUGCAUUUUUAUAAAUCACUUUUUUUAUUUGUUUCGAACGUAACUUUAUUUAAAAUAGAAGAAAAACAAGUGACUUCUGAAAAUUCAAUAGCACUGUUACUUUAAACAAACGUUCAAUUUAUUUCAAAAUGUUCUUGUAACGCGUUUAAAGGUGUUGGAAACAGAUCCUAAACUCAACAUUGAAUUGCCUUUUUUGACUCCAAAACUAUUCCAUUCUGUAUUCUAAGUGAGAAAUUGGAUGAUUUUAAUACUUUUUGUGUAAAGCGAUUUUUUUCGAAUGCCCGUGUUAGAACCAAAAAAAAAUUGUUUUGCGCUAAAAAUAUAGAAAUAAGUCAAAUUUUCUCUCCGAAUACAGACUUUGGUUCAAAACAGAAGGCCCUAUGUAUCUAACAUAUGUAAUUCUAGUAUUUGUGGAGUAAAAUGCGGCAAUUUAAUUUUGAUUUUAGGGCCUGGUUCCAUUGCCCUUAAAUGGACUUGUAUAUUUCAACUACAGAAAUGUUAAUGUAAAUUUUAAGAAUAAUUAAGCAUGCGCCUAUAUUUUAAAUAUAUAUUUUUAAUGGAACACUGAUCAGCUCUGGAUAAAAUUCGUUUAUCCAAAAAAAUGUGUCAUUUUUGUAGACAUAUUUUUUAGUCAUGAAUUUCAUAAAUAUUAUUCCUAGUCUCAUACCCUCGAGUCAUAACGCAAGACUGUAUAAAUUUCGAGAGAGUGUCUGGUCAAAAAGAACUCCUUAUAUCUACUGAUAUUCAUUGUUUCUAUACCUAUGUAACAAAGAAAAAAGAAAUUCCACGUGGAGUUAAAUCACGAUCCUCCGAUUUUGUAACAAAUUUUAAUUUCAAUCUGGAAAUACUUACCACUUAAGCAAUUUAUUUUUCACAUGUUUAUGUACACAAUAUUGAAUACUGAAACUGUGGGAAAUGGUAAGAAACCAGAAAGAGGAUAUAUAGUCUAUUUUUGGUACGAAUAAUGAAAAAAGUUGAUUUCUAUUUUACCGAUGUCAUAUUUUUUUAAUUCUUUAAAUCGGGUCUAGGCUAUUUGCCUUCGAUAUAUAUUUCUUGCCAUUUCUGAAAGUUUCAACGAAGAAUAUUGUGGACACAAACUUACGGAAACAGAAUUUCUCAUGUGGUAAGUAUUACUUGCCCUUAAGACAAUGAAGAAUAAAUUUCAGAUCGAUUUUAUUCGUUAAAAAAUAUCAUUUCUGUAUUUUAUAUUAUUUGACUCUAGAAACUAAAAAUUUGCCUGUUUCAAUGAUAAGUUAAUAGCUAAAUUUCUUAUUUUUAGAGCAUUUACCUGAAAUAAUUGAAAAGGAAAUCGGAGGUGCGGGAAAUAAAUAAUCUCGAAGUGGCAUUGGUUAUCUUUCCAAAAUACGUGAUAAUAAUUCGGCAAACAAAUCUCGAUUGGAAUGCGAGAAAUGCGAUAGGUGCUAUUUCAGUAGUUUUAAAGCGAUAAUAUUAAUAUAAAAUUUAAUGGAUGAUGGAAACUUGAGAGCACAAUAUGUAGAUAAAAUUGAGGAAAAGCAUGUAAAGAGAUUUUUUAGCUAGAAGAAAAAUGUUUUACGCGUAUGUACAAAUGCGUAAGGUAGAAAAUUAGUGAAAAGAUUAAGUUAAUCAAAUCACUGCUGCGAAAUCUGCUAUAGGACAUUCCACUAAAAAUCAAAAUUUAAAGAAGGACGACAUUCAUUAUUUCUUAUUAUAGAUUUAGUUAGGUAUUUUGUAAUUAUUAUUAUUAUCAUUAUUGCUGCUGUAAUAAUUAAAUUGUUAUUAGUAUUAUCCUUUAAUUAUUUUAAAUUAAUAUCGUCAGUAUAUUUUUUUGCAAAGUUCUUUCGAUUAAAAGUAGAACGAAUUUGAAAUAGAGUUAUGUAUAAAACUGUGAAUUUCGCAACAGUGAAGAACUUUCGUACCGUUAUCUAAAAUUGAAUUCGAUAUUUCACAACGAUGGGAAUGUUUUAAAUCUCGUGCUUGAGAUAUAAACGUGAUGAGUGGUUUAGGUGUUGAAUGUGCAAAAAACAAAAUGUGUGGAUUUUAUACCAAAAAAUUUAUUACUUUUUAUUGAUUAAAUUUUUUUAAUCAUCUGCCUUUUGAUUCUUUUGUUCAUAUAGUUUUAUGUUAAUUCCAUUCUAAUUGAAAAAAAUUUUGUUAUGAUAAAAUUUUUUGUUAUAGUGUAGUAGUAUAGUAAGUGUUCAUUGACGAUUAAAUUUGUAUUUUGUAGUGAGAACUAAACCUAUUGUUAUAAUAUUUUCAUUCUGUAUAAUUAUCAACAUUUCUAUAGUAUCAUAUGAUGAUGACGUGCAGGGAUUAAGUUUGUUCUUGUUUAUUUAUUCGAUAUGAAUGUGCAACGAAAAGAUUGAUGAAAAAGGAGAAACUGACUUUUAGAUCAAACUAGACUGUUUAAGCUGUAGAUUAUAUUCUAUAAGGAUCUGAUGAUUGAAAAUAUUUUGUUGAUAUAUUAUAUAUAAAUAUAUGUACAUACAUGGUAUGAUUAAUUAAUUAUGAUUAUAAGACACGAGUAUUAUACGAAUAUAUAAAAAUUAAUACUGCAACGUC
Molecule: messenger RNA, 8749 nt
Organism: Belonocnema kinseyi
Lineage: Eukaryota; Metazoa; Arthropoda; Insecta; Hymenoptera; Cynipidae
Exons: 2
Coding region: 706-4089 (1127 amino acids)
Source: RefSeq, a predicted model, not a curated record